Molecule: messenger RNA, 4239 nt
Organism: Adineta steineri
Lineage: Eukaryota; Metazoa; Rotifera; Eurotatoria; Adinetida; Adinetidae
Source: the annotation of a GenBank genome assembly
AUGAGCGGAUUAAUACACUGUCAAUUUAAACAUAUACCAUCGAAGAGAGAUGCUGAACAACUUGCUUCCAAUAUUGAAACUUUUGUACGUCCAAAAACCUUUGAUAAGGAAGGUAUAAAAAAGUGUGGAGAAAAUGGAAAUGAUGAAAUUGAAUUUACAUUGACACGUGAAGAGGCUAAUAAAGUUCGUGAAAAAUUUAAACAAGUAUUACCAAAUGAAAAUUCAUCUGUCUGGUUUACCAUUCUCUCGAAUCCUCUUGAUUCACUUAUGUCACAUUCAUUAGAAACAACUACGGCUGAUGUUUACCAGCAAGGAACACCAUUUUCUGCAUCAUGUCAAUUUGGUUCACUUCGAUCAUAUAAUCAAUUUUAUUCACAUAAUUCAUUCAAUGGUAAAGUUGUUAAACUUUCGUUUAUACCAUCAACAAAGCCAGAUACUUUACAUAUUGAAUUUGAUGAUAUACGUAUAGUUAUUCCAUUUGUUUCGAUUCAGAAAAAAAAUGUAUUAGUUAAUAAAGAUAAUGCAGAAGAUGGAAUUUAUGUUUUACUUCCACUUAAAUAUGCGCCGAAUGUUUUCAAAAUGGAACCGAUCAAAGGUGAAGAUAAAACCACUAAAAACUCAAAUAAGAAACCAGUUCGAAUAUGUGCUGGUCAACGAAAUAUUGACUCUAUCAAAGAUAUUGAACUAUGUUCUGAUUUGGUAUUUUAUUUUGUACCACCAAAAGAAAGAGCUUGGAAGUUUCUUUCUUAUUUUUUAUUCGGUCAAUCCGAACAAAAUCAUAUUAAUUUUUCGACUUUCAAAAUAUCGGACUGGUCAACAGAAAAUAAUAAAAAACAAAGACCUGACCCAUUUAAUUUUGGAAAUGCAUCAUUUCAAGAUCGUUAUGCUUUACAAAUGCUUAUUUCACUUGGAUUUGUAUUUCGAGAUAAAUGGGCUCAAUUGACUGACCAAGUAUUAAAUUGGAAUAAAUGGAAUCUCGACGAACGUUAUACUUUAUGUUGUUAUGCAGUUGAACAAUUAUGUAACGAUCAUGGAUAUGAUUUAACACGAACUGCAAGAGAUUAUAAUGAAACAAGAAGAAGAAGAGCAGUUAGUAAUAUGGACGAACAGGCAAUAUUAGUUGGAAACAGAGAACGACUUAAAGUUGCUACUUGUACAUUAACACCAUUAAAAAUUAUCUUUCAACCACUUGAGGUUACAAUGGGAAGUCGAGCUUUAAGAAAUUCUAAAUUUGGUGGCGCAGAACGAUUUCUUCUUGUGCAUUUUCGUGACGAAGAUAAUCGAAGAUUACGUGUUUCCAAUUCAAGUAUCAAGCAUAGAUUAAAAAACGCAAUGCUUAAUGGAAUUGAAUUAUGGAAGAAAACGUUUAAAUAUAUAGGUGCAAGCACAGGUCAAAUGAAAGAAAUGGGAUUUUGGUUUAUUGAUCUACCUCCGGAUUUGAAAGAUAUGAAAGACGCACGUGAUCUAUUAGGAAAGUUUGAUAAUAUAAAAAAUAUUGCUACAUAUAUUGCUCGUGUUGGUCAAUACUUUUCCACCACAUGGCCUAUUGGUAUUAAGUUGGUUAAAGUAGCAAACAAAAGUGAUAUACGUUCAAAUGAUGAAGCAUAUUAUGUUUAUGAAGAGAACGAUAUUAAGAGAAACGAUGGCAAAGGAAUUGAAUAUUGUUUUACGGAUGGUAUUGGUAAAAUAUCAUGGGGUUUAGCUGGACGUGUAGCUCAACAAAUGAAUAUUCCCUUAUACAGCAAAGAAGAUAUUCCAUCAGCGUAUCAAAUACGCGUCGCUGGCUGUAAAGGUAUGGUGGCUAUUGAUCCAGAAUCGACAUUGAAUGACUAUUAUAUUUCUGUACGUGGUUCAAUGAUAAAAUUUCCUAGUGAUGAUUGGAAUCUAGAAAUAUGUGAAUUCGCUCGACCUAUGACAUUAACAUUAAACAAUCAAGUAAUUCGUCUUCUGAGUGAUUUAGGAAAUCAUGAUGAUGUAUUUAUUGCUUUUCAAAAUCGAGGAUUUACUCAAUGGGAAGUGCCUGAAGAUCAACAACCGAGUGCGAUCGAUAUCGCAGUACAGAAAAAUGCGUCUUAUUCAUUAUCAAAAGAUAAUUUAAUUACAAAUCGUAUACCUAUUCCGCCAGAAGACGGUCGAAAUUUAUUUGGUAUAGCAGACGAAACUGGUGAACUGAAAUAUGGUGAAUGUUUUAUACAAUGCUCUUCAUUAGAUGCAGCAAACAAUGGUCAACGAAAAUUUCGCGUGAUUACUGGCUCCGUCCUCGUUACAAAAAAUCCAUGUCUAUGGCCCGGCGAUUUUCGCCAAUUACGAGCUGUUCGUAAUCGUAAAUUAGAAGAAUGUAUGCGUGAUGUUAUCGUAUUUCCAAUUAAUGGCCAUCGUCCACAUUCAAAUGAAAUAGCUGGCUCUGAUUUAGAUGGUGAUCAAUAUUGGGUUUAUUGGGGUGAUCGUUUAAGAAUAGAACAGAAUGUUGAACCUUUAUCAUAUGAAGGAGCAAAAAAAACAGAAGUAUCAUUAAUUACCCAAGAGAUCAUUGUUAAUCAUAUUGUUGAAUCAUUUGGAGCUGGUAUCAUUUUGGGUAUGAUUGCAAAUACUCAUACUGUUGUCGCAGACCAACACAAAGAACAUUCGUUCUCUAAACCUUGUAAAAAAUUAGCUGAAUUGUUUGCACUUGCUGUUGAUUCCCCUAAAACCGGGAAAUUUGUUGAUAAGGCGGAAAUUCGACCAUUUCAAGCAGAAUAUUGUAAAAGUUGGCCAAAAUAUAUGAGAAAAUUUGGUGAACCGUCAUACAAAUCAAUAAGUGUUCUAGAAAAACUUUUUUCAAAUGCUGUAGAAGAAUAUUAUAAAUGGCACGAAAAACCAGUGAUUAAUACAUUUCCACAAAAAAUGGGAGCUAUUAAAGGUGCAACAACAAGAGAAAUUCAAGAUCAUAAGUUUAAAAAAUGGCUUGAUGGAGAGACUUAUAAAGAAACUGUGAAUUCAAAGAAGCCUCAAGGGAAACUAGUUAAAGAACCUGGUAAUAAUGAAUCACCAGAUACUAGUUUAUUUACUACACCGAAAAAAACUACCAAACGUUCUACAACAGCAACAACAGAUAAUUUACAAUCAGAAACGAAAAAACUCGUUAAUAAAUUAUCGGAAGAUACACCAAAUCGGCCAGAAACACCAGUAAAACCAAAAUCUACAACAAAUCGAAAAGCAAAAAACACUUCUGAUGAAGAAAAGCCUAAUAUACUAAUAAAUUCUGACGUUUCAGCAUCUGUUGCUUCAUCACUGACCUCAUCUUUAACAUCCCUGAAUAGCGAUUCGUGUCAACCCGAUUUUCUCAUGGCUGUUGAUACAAAAACUUCAACUCUAAGUGUUAUACAAUUUUCCCCCGUCGCUGGAGCUUCUACGUACACAGUUAAUCUAAAUAAAGAAACAACAAACACUCCUGAUCGAGACGUGAUAGUAGGUAAAUUGAUGUCCUAUAUAGAAAAACAAGCUGUUUUCAAGAAAAAAUCAUCUCCGUACAAUGAAGCAAUCCAUGGAUCACUUUAUUUAAUGGUCUUCUAUGGUGAUAUAAAUUUUGUUGAACAAAAUCCAAUGCCUCAGAAACUUGGUGUAUUAGAAAAGCUUAUUGAAGAAAAAGAUGAUCAAUUUAUUGAUUUUAAACAUGCCGAUAUCAAUCGUUUACGCAUCCAAAGAGUAUCAUCGUCAACAACAAUGAAAAAUAAAAUAGAUUAUGAAUUUGAUUUUCGUUUAACUUUAACUUCGUCAGAAUAUUACACAUUGUUAUAUGAUAAAAACAAAACUCUGCAACAAAUACGUCUCUAUCGUAUAUGGUCGAAAUGUUAUGUACGUCAACCAGGUUUUAAUAUGGAUAGUUUAUAUGAAAUUCGUUCUGUCAUAACACACAAUACAGGCUCAUCGGAAUUUAAUAGAAUUGUUGAUUUAGUCUUACGACCUCAAUCAACUGGAUUAUUCGAUGGUCGUAGACCAAAUAUUAAAAUAAAUCGUAGUCUUCUUCAUUCGUCAGUCGUACCAAUCAGUCUCAAAGUUAUUGAAGAAGAUCAAGAAACUCGAAUAUAUUCAUUGACAUCUGAAGCUUUCUAUCGAAAGGUAAAAUAUGUAUCAAUAGAUGAACUACAAGAUAAACCGAAAAUAUCCUCAACCAUGGAAUAUCAUGUCUCACCGAUUAGUAAGGACCAAGACAUGUUGAAACAAGUCUGUGACUUUGCUUUGUUACCGACAGAGGAAUAA